GAUCACGCCGGUUUGAGUUUGGUUAUGUUUGGUGAGCGUUGUUGAUCGUUAUCAUCCGGUCGGUUGAAACUUUUUCGAGGGCGGUGUGGUUUGUUGUUGUUUUGAAACAGUGCACUGUGUGUAGUGCAUUGGCACCCGUUUUUACGCAAUGGCCUACGUCGAUCGAAAAUAAUUGCGUUGCCUCCUUGUUCUGGGCGACUGUUUUCUGGGUAGGUAACAGUGCUCUAGUAUCGUAUCUUGCAGUGCGUGAGUUGGUGGUUUGUUUUGAUUUAUUAUCAAUGCGCGAUCAUCUAACAACGUCUAGGGUGACCAUGCAAAAGCAUAUUCCUCAAAUGAAUGGGAUUAGUUGUUGGUGAAUCCGAGAAGUGAUGGCUUUGUCGAUUGAUCUUUCGAGUUAAAUUGUGGAACACACUACAUACGUUGUCUCCGAGGGUCUCCUCGCGUCGUGUGUGCUGUGCAACGGUUUUAAUUGAGUAAUAACCCGCAGCAAAUUGAAUAAAUCUAUCAUUGAAAUCGUGCCAUGAAGGAGUUGCAGAAAUACAAACGAAGACCUGUUACACGGCAAACUAAUGAAGAUAACGCGCGGUGGUCGUUUGAAGAAUCUACCAGAGUUAAGCAACAAGUUCUUAGCGGAAACGAAGAUAACGAAAGAAAGUGAAAGACGGAAACAACCAUACUGGAAUCGCUGAACCUGUGAAGUUCAGUGAUGGAAACCCGUAAUUGUAGCGACUAGGAAAAAACGAACUCCUACCCUUUGUGUUGCAUAAAUCGGUAAUUGAACUCAGUGGCGUUGCGGAAGUAUAAUAAUUGCAGGAUUGAGAAGAAAGUGAUAGUUGGAGAAGUGACGGAUGAAGAAAUAGUCAAUGAAUCAUCGACAGCUGAAUAAUCUUCGAUUGGUGGUACGGUGGCAGCGAACCCGUUUCAUAAAGUUCGGAUAAAUUUUGGAUAAGUGCAAAAACACAUGUAAUGAUGGGUGCCCUAGGGCUCCGGUUUUGGUGGUCAUGUCACCAAAUAUUGGUGCUAGCUCUGAUAAUGGAACCGGUGGUCUGCAAUCAUGUUCAACAGCACAAUGCGUCAAACUCAAAAGACUGCUCGACCUUGAAUCCAGCGUGUAUCCGGUGCAACGAACGCGGCUGCAUCAAGUGCUCCGAAUUGCUGCGAAUUGAUACUCGUGAAUGUCUCGAUGAUUGUCCCAGUGGCUACGUGGGCCAGUGGUCGACGUCGUCCGAAUUCAUGGGCCGCGUAUGCUAUCCGGUGGGAUUGUCCGGAUCCUUCAUGGCUACCGUGGUUGGCGUAGCUGUUGGGGCCGUGGUUUGUCUGGUGCUCAUAGUUGGAGCCAUGGCCGUAAUAAGACGGAAGCAGAAGCGCAAAAAGUACCGCGAAACCUUCAUCGAUGACAAUAUUGACCGGUUGGAGUUCUACAAACAGCUUGAUGAGCUAAGACCUCAAGCGGAGUAUUUUUUGCAGAUGUUAAACGACACUAGGCGGCAAAUCAGAAAGCUUCAUCUAGCGGGGGACAGCUCAGGGGCUGCCACCUAUCAUCCGGUAGUCCGGGACCUAGCUAAAAUCCUAAUACUGCUCAACAAACCGGUCGAGCUCAUCAGUUGUCCUCCUCACGAUUGGCAACGUUUGUACGUAUGGGCAGAAAAAGUCCUCGAUCGCUAUAAACCCGAACUGACCCAGCUGAUCGAGUUCCUCCAGCAGCCAUCGAUACCGCCAUCGACCUCGGAUCCCCGACUCGGGACCAGUGAACAUUCCACCUUCAAGGCCAAGUUCAGCACCAUGCUGUGUGAUGAUCAUUCGCCCACGCUCAGUGCCAAAAACCAGCGCAACUUGCUGCAACCGGAAUCGGCAAGUCUCGGAGGCCAUCAGGAGCCGCAGAACCAGCAGAAUCAUUUUCUAGGUUCUCUGAUCAGUCUACACGAAUUUGAUGAGCGAUCGAGUUCAUCGCACCACGAUACCAGUGGCAAUAGCAGUAAUCCCUUCGGGGAUACCUUCGAUCACGUCCGGUCGUACCUUUCGACGUCGGGGAUCAACGAUAGUUCCCUCUGGUUGCAGGACGAAUUUUUCAAACUCGGGUUUCGACCACAGGACGAAAUUACUACCGAGCUUUGAAUGACGAAUCGUGUUCCCCGGGUUGGGACGAUCUAUACAUAGUCUUUACGUUUUGAUGUACCUAUUGUAAAUAGAAAAGUAUUGACUUCAGCGUACGAUAUGAUAUAUCCCCGUUGCAAAUGAUUCAAUCACACGAAACUAGUCAAAGUAAAAAAAUACAUAUUUGUAAUGUGUUUUGUUCAGUAUAUUGAGCUUCCCAAUUUAUUUUCGGUGGUUAGUGAAGCAAUUGUAACAUACCAGUAAAGUACGCCGGUAAAAUUACGGACGCUUUGUAAAAUAUUCCAAACCACCUAGUGAGAAAAAGUAGUUUGUAUCAUUUAUUUUACGAUAGUAAUAAUCUAUUUAACGGACAAUUUUCUUGAUGAUAAGAGUCUAAAACGAACCUUACCUUCCAUAAGUGCAAAUCUGUACCGAAACAGACAACUAUAAGACAUCGAAUCAAUAAAU
Molecule: messenger RNA, 2562 nt
Organism: Uranotaenia lowii
Lineage: Eukaryota; Metazoa; Arthropoda; Insecta; Diptera; Culicidae
Exons: 3
Coding region: 967-2115 (382 amino acids)
Source: RefSeq, a predicted model, not a curated record